Messenger RNA from Lotus japonicus, 1897 nucleotides. Its product is annotated as alanine aminotransferase 2-like. The record is from RefSeq and is a predicted model, not a curated record. Gene Ontology annotation, molecular function: pyridoxal phosphate binding; L-alanine:2-oxoglutarate transaminase activity. The transcript is spliced from 15 exons. Gene Ontology annotation, biological process: biosynthetic process. Lineage: Eukaryota; Viridiplantae; Streptophyta; Magnoliopsida; Fabales; Fabaceae. The coding region runs from base 134 to 1714 and encodes 526 amino acids.
UCACGAACAAACAAACAACCAAACAAUCAUAGGUUGUUUUGUUUUGCCUUUCUUUCUUCUAGACGCACACAUACAUAGAUUUCAACUACAAAAGUAAAAAUCAAUCGCAUCUUUAUAUAUAACCAUCCAUCCAAUGCGGAAAUCCGCUGCAGACAGAUUUAGGCUACUUUUCAACAACGCUCUUGUUCGCUAUCGCCAUCAACAUCACCCUCCUUCAUCUUCUUCCUUCUCUCGUUUCUUAUCCUCUACUUCAAUGGCUUCUGAUUCCGUUUUCCCUGUUACCGCCGGUAACAUCAACCCUAAGAUUGUGGAAUGCGAGUAUGCUGUUCGAGGAGAGGUUGUCACUCUUGCCCAGAAUUUGCAAAAGGAGCUACAGACCAAUCCAGGUUCUCAUCCAUUUGAUGAGAUACUUUACUGCAACAUUGGAAAUCCUCAGUCUCUUGGACAGCAGCCAAUAACCUUUUUCCGAGAGGUUCUUGCAUUAUCUGACUAUCCAGCUCUUUUGGACAAAAGUGAAACACAGGGUUUGUUCAGUUCUGACUCAAUUGAGCGAGCUUGGCAAAUCUUGGAUCAGAUUCCUGGGAGAGCAACUGGUGCUUAUAGUCAUAGUCAGGGUAUUACAGGGUUGCGCGAAACAAUAGCUGCUGGAAUUCAAGAGCGUGAUGGUUUUCCUUGCGAUCCCAGUGACAUUUUCUUGACAGAUGGUGCAAGUCCAGCAGUCCAUCUGAUGAUGCAAUUACUCAUAAGAUCAGAACAGGACGGUAUUCUCUGUCCCAUCCCUCAGUAUCCUCUGUACUCAGCCUCAAUCACACUCCAUGGUGGCAGUCUGGUACCUUACUAUCUAGAUGAAGCUACUGGUUGGGGGUUGGAAAUAUCUGAACUUAAGAAGCAAUUGGAAGAUGCCAAGUCCAAAGGCAUCAGUGUUAGGGCUUUAGUUGUUAUAAACCCUGGCAAUCCAACAGGGCAGGUCCUUUCUGAGGAAAAUCAACGCGCUAUAGUAGAAUUUUGCAAGAAAGAAGGUUUGGUUCUUUUGGCUGACGAGGUAUAUCAACAAAAUAUUUAUGUUCCUGACAAGCAAUUUCACUCUUUCAAGAAAGUAUCUCGAUCCAUGGGAUAUGGUGACAAAGAUAUCACCUUAGUAUCUUUUCAGUCAAUCUCCAAAGGCUAUCAUGGGGAGUGUGGGAAACGUGGAGGUUAUAUGGAGGUGACUGGAUUUUCUGCAGAUGUGAGGGAGCAGAUAUAUAAAGUGGCAUCUGUGAAUCUCUGCUCUAAUAUCUCUGGUCAAAUUCUUGCAAGUUUGAUCAUGAGUCCGCCUAAGGUUGGAGAUGAGUCCUAUGAGUCAUUCAUGGCUGAGAAGGAAAAUAUCUUAUCCUCCCUUGCUAGGCGUGCAAAGAUUCUGGAAGAUGGUUUUAACAAAUUAGAGGGUGUAACAUGCAACAAAGCAGAAGGGGCAAUGUAUCUGUUUCCCCAAAUUCGUCUGCCUCAAAAGGCUAUCAAAGCUGCAGAGGCUGCAAAUACAGCACCUGAUGCCUUCUACUGUAAACGCUUGCUUAAUGCCACCGGAGUGGUUGUUGUUCCUGGUUCUGGUUUUGGACAGGUUCCUGGAACUUGGCAUUUUAGGUGCACCAUAUUGCCUCAAGAAGAAAAGAUUCCGGCAAUUGUCUCCCGCUUCACCGAGUUCCAUGAAAAGUUCAUGAACGAGUUUCGUGACUGAGUCCUGAUUGAAAUUUUUUUCUCCAUCAGUUUAAGGGUACCGAUUGAUAUUUGAACUUUUAUGGAUUUUGUGGUUAGAGAAACUAAGUCCCCUUUACAUUGUUUUCUAGAUGAAUAAAUUCAUUGUCAAUUCAACUAGUUGUAUGUUGAAUAUGCAAGACCUGAAAGGAUAUAUGUUUUUCUC